AUGAAUGGCUCCGUCUCGCAGGGCCUGCAGGACCUGCGCCUCCACCGCAUCUUUCGUGCGCUCGAGAUCACCGCGGGCACGUACGUGGAGCUGGGAUUCCCGGCCGUGCUCGCCUCCAACACGGAAUGCUUGCGGCGCACGGGCGCUUGGACGGGCGUGCGCUUCGACGGUCGUUGCCUCAAGGACGCGGCGGAGAAUGCGGAGAAUGGAUGCCACAAGGCGUGGAUCACCUCGGACAACAUCGUCGCGCUGCUGCGAAGCCACCAUGUGAGCGAGAGCGUCACGUACGUCUCCAUCGACCUGGACACGACCGACUUGUGGGUGCUCCGCGCGCUGCUCGGCGGCGGCUAUCGGCCGGCGGUGCUGAGCGUCGAGUACAACUCCAACUACCCGCUCGACUAUUGGAUCGCCUUCCCGGACGACCCGGCGGUGCGCUGGGACGGCGACUGCUUCAUGGGCUCGUCCGCGGGCGCGGUCGCCGCGGUCGCGACCGAGUUUGGCUACGCGGUGGUCGACGUCGAGCCCGGCCUCGACCUCUUCCUCGUCGACCGGCAGCGGUGGGGCGGCCGGCCCGUGCCGUCGCUCUCGACGGGCGCGGUCUUCCGCCCGUUCAACAUCCGGCGCAACCGCACCGGCCUCGCGCACGCGCGCCGCAGCCGGCAGCUGGUCGACUACCGAGAGGUGCCGCCGCAGAGCUGGUUCGCCACGCCGUGCCACGGCACGCCGGGGCUGUGGAAUGCCGGCGUCGGCCUCUCCAUCCAGGCGAGCCGGAGCGGCGGCGCGGCGCGGCGCUUCCUCGCGCGCGACCUGAACGUGCGGACCGCGUUUUGA
Messenger RNA from Emiliania huxleyi CCMP1516, 831 nucleotides. RefSeq lists its product as hypothetical. The transcript has 2 exons. NCBI's taxonomy places the organism in Eukaryota, Haptophyta, Isochrysidales, Noelaerhabdaceae. The coding region runs from base 1 to 831 and encodes 276 amino acids. The record is from RefSeq and is a predicted model, not a curated record.